Molecule: messenger RNA, 615 nt
Organism: Prunus avium (sweet cherry)
Lineage: Eukaryota; Viridiplantae; Streptophyta; Magnoliopsida; Rosales; Rosaceae
Product: ribonuclease MC-like
Biological process (GO): RNA catabolic process
Cellular component (GO): extracellular region
Molecular function (GO): ribonuclease T2 activity; RNA binding
Source: RefSeq, a predicted model, not a curated record
AUGGCUAUCUAUCUCAGUGUACACUUGCAUAAUAUUGCAUUUGUUCUUACACUUGCAUUCUUUGUCUCUAUGACCUCUUGUGCUAAUCCCUAUCAGUACUUGAUGUUCGUGCAACAAUGGCCAAAGUCGCAUGGCUUAUGGCCUUCUAAUUUUUCAGUGUAUGAACUGAAGAACUGCACUGGUGCAUAUCUUGACCUCGAAAAGAUGAAAAAUAACAAGUCAUUGCAAUCGGAGCUGGUCAAAUCUUGGCCCAAUGUGAAAGAUAAUGAUCAUAUGAAGUUUUGGGAUUCCCAGUAUAAGAAGCAUGGUAUAUGUUCGGACAAUACAUUCCCGCAGCUUGAAUAUUUCGUAGUGUCAAAUCAGAUGUGGAAAAACUACAACAUAUCCAAGAUGUUUGAAAGUUAUCCGAAAUCUCCCAUCGUACCCGGGGCAAAGUAUAACAAAUCUGACCUUUUGGCAGCAAUUAAACACGUUACUAAAUUCGACCCUAAUAUUCGUUGCAAGAACUCGAUAUUGAGUGAGGUGGUCAUCUGUUUUAACUCCAGGGGACGAGAUGUGAUCGAUUGUGAUCCAGCGAAAACCUGCAAUGCUCCGGAAAUAGAGUUCCCUGGUUGA